Emiliania huxleyi CCMP1516 is the source of this 810-nucleotide messenger RNA. RefSeq lists its product as hypothetical. Bases 1 to 810 code for a protein of 269 amino acids. The transcript is spliced from 5 exons. NCBI's taxonomy places the organism in Eukaryota, Haptophyta, Isochrysidales, Noelaerhabdaceae. The record is from RefSeq and is a predicted model, not a curated record.
AUGGCGGAGGAUGGACCGGGGAGUUGGCGCCCCUCCCACGGCGACGAGGUGGUGGACGCGAUCCGACGCGCGGGCGUGGUCUUGCUGCCGGUCCACCUCGACGUCGCACGCCGCACUUCACGCCGCCAGGCGCGGCUGGUGGCGGCGCACGCCGCCCUUGACGCCAAGUACCGAGAGGACAAGAAGACGUACUAUUUCUACGACAAGACUGGCCGGGCCUACCGCAUCUACAACCCGAGAGGGCUGCCCCCGGCGCAUGCAUACCUUCCGCUUACCGAAUGGAGCUCGCGCAGCAAUCUUCUACAACACGCUCAGCGCCGAUACUCCGCGACGAUUCACCAUUCGGCCUGGAGGGAGAUGCAUGCGGCGGCGGGCCGCGCAGGGAGGAGGGAGCAGCGCCGCUUCGGAUUGCACCUGUCGAUGAUGACGGACGUCAUGGCGGACGGCAUCUACAGCCAGCACGAUCUGCCCUUAAACGCCCUCGGCGACCUGCUGCGGGGCAAGCUUGGGCGCGGCGCGGUGGAGCACGAGUUGCACUGCGAGCACAGCACUACGAGGACGGACUUGUACAUUUACCAGGGGGUGAACGGGGACCUGCCCUGCAUCGGCGACACGAAGAUCUUUGCCGGUGUGCCGUCGGACCCCUCGGGGGUGGGGCGCAUGGGGGCAUUCGUCGCUUGCGCAGAGGGGAAGUGCCGUGUGGAGGCGCUGCUCUUCGAGGAGUUCGGCGCGAUGAGCGCGGGGGUGGUCGGCGCGCGAAUGGAUGCCGUUUGCGCUGCAGCGGCUGUCGGGGCCGCGGGGGAAUGCUAG